AUGGCGACCCUUUUGCAAUAUCGGGCCAUUGGCCAGCGAGUAAAGCGUCAACUCGACCACACCCUGCAAGAUAGCAGACACCCUUUCCCUCUUGAAGAAAAUGGGCAACAGCCCGAAUUCGACACUCCAAAUAGUCGCCGUGUGUUGAUUGUUGGCUGGGAUGGACCCGACGACGACGCAAACCCUCGCAACUGGGCCACGGGGCAAAAAUGGCUGGCUACUGUCCUCGUAUCUCUUCUCGCUCUGCUGGUAGGAGUCUGCGCACCAAUCGAAGCACCCAUCAGACAACUUGCCAUGAGCGAGUUUGCCAUCUCUGAAAUGGUCGAGUCGCUUUGGGUUGCGCUGUUUUUAGCCGGCAUAGGAAUAGGCGCGCUGGUCUCGGGGCCGUUUUCCGAGGUCCUGGGCAGGUCGGGAACGUACACAGUCACACUCAUAUUCAUGUGUAUCUGGUUAAUGGCCUCGGCCUUGUCACCGCAUAUUGCACCUCGCCUCAUCUUCCGAUUCAUGGCUGGGUUUUCCGGCGCAGCACCGCUUGUGUGCUCUGGAGGAACGAUUUCGGACUUGUGGGCGCCCAGAGACAGGAUAUAUCCCUUUUUGGACUUUACGAUUAUCGGUUUCGGUACGCCGGCUCUGGGCCCGGUAUUCUCAGCAUGGAUUUCCAACUCGCCUCAGCACGAUAUGUGGAGGUGGGCAGAAUGGAUUGCACUCAUAUUCAGUGCAACUGUCCUUUUGGUCUUGGUUGCAUUCCAGCCAGAAACAUACGCGCCAGUUCUCUUGUCUUGGAAAGCAAAGCACCUGCGAGAAAUGACGGGAUAUCCAGGUUAUCACGCACAGCAUGAACUUGAAGACCUGGCACUGCCUCAUCGUCUGAAAAUGGCUUGUAUCCGACCAUUUACCAUGGCCUGGAAUGAGCUGACUAUUAAGCUUGCCUCCCUCUAUCUUUCUUUCGUAUACGCCGUUCUAUUCACUUUUUUCGACGGCUACCCAAUCUUGUUUCAGACAACAUAUGGGCUGUCGCACGAAGUGACGUUCGUGUUACUGGCGGGCAUCUCACUUGGUGCAGUGUGCUCGGCGGUUCUGGGGCCCAUUGUGCAUCGAAAAGUUUUACACGAGACGAAACAAACAAACCAAGGGACGCUACAUGUAAACCCGGCCUCAGGACUUUGGUUUGCCAUGUUGGCAGCCCCAGGCCUCCCUGUAUCUCUGUUCUGGAUGGGUUGGACUGCUUUCCGCACCGUUUCUAUAUGGUCACCACUUGCAGCUUCACUUCUCUUUGGCUAUAGUAUCACUGGCAUUUUUAUCGGCAUCUCCAUGUAUAUCAUUGAUGCGUAUGCCCAAUUUGCGGCGUCGGCAAUGGCUUUCACUUACCUGGCUCGGUACCUCGCUGCAGCUGCCAUGACAGUGGCCGGAAUCCCUCUCUACGAAAAUCUUGGAGGGCAUUGGACAUUAACAUUACUGGGGUGUAUUAGCAUCAUCUUGACACCUCUCCCUUACGUUUUCUUUAAAUUGAAUCUUGCUCUGCACCAUAAGAGCGCUGGUGUGGUCUAG
Messenger RNA from Metarhizium brunneum ARSEF 3297, 1548 nucleotides. RefSeq lists its product as uncharacterized. Gene Ontology annotation, biological process: transmembrane transport. The record is from RefSeq and is a predicted model, not a curated record. Lineage: Eukaryota; Fungi; Ascomycota; Sordariomycetes; Hypocreales; Clavicipitaceae. Gene Ontology annotation, molecular function: transmembrane transporter activity. Gene Ontology annotation, cellular component: plasma membrane.